AUGUCGUCGUCGGCGGCGGCGCUGGUGCCACCGCCGAGCAGCACACCGCAGCCUCUGCACGCGCCCCGUCCUAAGAUUGGGGAAAGCAGCGUCGAACUCCGGGUGGCGUCAGAACGCGCGAUGUUGCGAGACAAUCGCACGAUGAUUGCCGACGCUCGUGGCGGCGGCGGCCACGCGAAGCUGUACCGCUGCUCCGGGGCUAUCAUCGAGAAGGGCUCGAAGACCACAGGAGGAUGCCAGGCUCAUGUCAAAGCCAACAAGCGCGCGGACAAGCACUUCUACCAGCGUUUGCUACGACCACCAAAACUGCGCGGGAGGAACGAAGAAACCGAGCGUCAGGGCCAUGGCUGCGGAAGGCGCGGUGGUCGUCCGCGUCAUUCCCAAGGUCUCUGCUCCUGCGCUCGCGAAGACGCUGAAGGGCGCCCAAGGGGUGUGGACAUGGCGACGUGGGCAGCGGGCCGUGUCAAGCGCGGCGUGACCAACGGUCAGGAGGACACGAAGAAGGAGGGAAUCCAGCGACUCGCCAGCUUCUUGGACCUGAUUGCGACCGACAGCCCAGGGACGAUCACAGACUGCAAGGUGGGUGUUGGUGUGUAGAUGGCGCUGCUUCGGUGUAGACCCUUGUGCACCGUGCUCUUUUUGUUUUGUGGCG
Molecule: messenger RNA, 652 nt
Organism: Ectocarpus sp. CCAP 1310/34
Lineage: Eukaryota; Phaeophyceae; Ectocarpales; Ectocarpaceae
Source: the annotation of a GenBank genome assembly